CUGAUCCCGGGUCCCUGACUUCAAUGAAUCCCUUCUGAGCUCUUUAAGGAGUCUGAGCAGCAGAAUCGCGAUUCAUCUUUCGAGCUUGUACGACUGGCAGUGAUACUCGAUGCAGAUUGACUCUCAGAGCAUGCUGAUUUCAGAUCUGGACUGGAUUCACUCCGGUCCGAGAGUACAAGGAAUCAGUGCUUCUUGGCGUGUCCCGUGAUCGUUUCGUCAAACGCGUCAUGUCACAUCACGCUUUGUUGUCCUCUUGCAGUUCGAGGAAGCUACAACCGGCGUGUUGCAGUCGCGAACUAGGAUGUCGCUCGUGCCCGCUGAACUAGAUCGACCGCGCGUCACAGUGAAGCUUCUUGGAAAGUUCUAUCCUGUCGUAAAAACUCUUCAUUGUUACCUGCAAGAUCUUGUCGACCUCGGAUCGACUGAACGGUCAUACGCACCUGGACCUGCGGAUACGCCGGCUUACUUUCACUUGCUGAAUCAGUGUCUCGUGGGGGAUUCGAAUGCAGAUGGAGCUUUGAAGCGCGUUGGUUUCGCACCACCCAUGUCGACCAUGCGUGAAACCGUCGAGUUCACAGUGAAGAAAAUCCUUUCUUCGAACAGUGGACGAGAUAACGUGCUCUCACAGGGUUAUAGCUUCAACAAGCACGCUGAGGGGUUAUACAAUCGUCAAGUCAACACGAAUGUCAUCGCGUUGUGCUCAGAUGAAUGGGAAACGCUCCAUUCACGCAUCGGCACCGACGCGAUGGUCCACCUGCUGGCAAACUCGAGCUUUUUCUUCGCUCUUCCGAACGACUGUUUUUGUCAAUUAUCCGGGACACCGAUUGCAUACAUCCAUCUCGACGACCCUCAUCUAUACAACGGUGAAUCAACGUCUACUAGUCGAGUGCCCAAGCGCAAGCUGCUCGGAUUGAGCGAAGGACCUCGCAAGCGAAUGAAGCUGGACAACGGCAAUUCGGCUGCUCGAGGUGCCCCAGAUGUCAAAUUGCAUCGACCGAGUCCUUCACAAGUUCUCCUCGCUCGAUCCAAACUAUUUUACGCUCGGCCUAGCAUCCACUCGCAUCGAAAUGCCCGGGAACUAAUCGCAGGCCUCCCUUCGAAACGUUUGCGCGCUAACAAUGCCAUCUUGCGGAAAGCUCAUGCACUCAUAGAUGUGCUCAAUCGCCUCAACGGGCCGAAAAGCAACCGCAUAACAGACAGUGUCGGCCCUGUCAAGCUUAUGGAACAAGCAAGACAUCUUUCCAAAUAUGUAUUCCCGCGUCAAUAUGGACUUGCGAACGUGUUUCGCUUCGAGUUGCCGAGAAGAGAGGGGUUCAGGCUGCCUGAUUUCGGGGAUAGAGAAGAUGAGAUUCGGGUGAGCAUGGAUGGGUUCAAGAAACUCCUGAGCAUGCCGGUGACGUAUUUCCAGCGCCUGGGACAAUUCAAGACACCCAAACGUCUCAAAGACGCAGUACCCAUGCUAGAGAAGAUCCUUUGGCGGCAUGGCAAAUGUAGUUACUCGAGAUUGCGCGACCUCACUUGUCCAACGAAGACAGGUCAGCUGAGAAAGUCGGAUCUAGACAGCAGCGAACUCAUCUCCGAGCAUCCGUCAUCAAACCCUCGAACACAGCCACCUCCUAUCGAUCACUCACUCGACUCGGAGGGAAACAGCAUCCAACCCAAUGGCUUAACGCAGGCUGCAUUCCACGCCAAGAACAAACCGCGGUUCGUAGAGUACUCGUGCAGCUACAACGAGGUAUAUCGUUAUGUUAUUCUCGUCUCGAAAGCAGUGAUACCCAAAACUUUUUGGGGCACGGAAGAGAAUUUCAAGCAUCUUUGUCGCCAUGUCAAACGUUUCAUCGCAUGUCGCCGUUACGAGAGUCUGUCAUUGCACGGAAUAGUGCAAGGGUUCAGCACGUCAGCAUGCGACUGGUUGAUGCCCCCUGGCUCUGGCACUCAACAGAAGCGUGUCCCGGUCACUGAUGCGCUCAAACGACGCCAGCUUCUGGAAGAUUUUCUCUUCUGGUAUUUCGACUCGUUCUUGCUGCCGUUGCUCAGGACCACGUUCUAUGUGACUGAAUCGUCCGCACUUCGUAAUCAGAUUUUGUAUUUCCGGCACGAUGAUUGGGAGUUUCUCUGUGCUCCGCUUAUCGACCAUUUGGCCGGGGGGACGUUUCAAAAGAUCCCCGUGGAUGAAGCAAAACAGAUGUUGCGUCAGCGCAAGCUGGGCUUCUCAUUCAUUCGUCUGCUUCCCAAGGAAACUGGUGUUCGUCCCAUCGCCAAUCUGAAGCGGAAAGGAUCUGCGCAGGAUGGACGAUCCAUCAAUCAAAUUCUGCACGCUGCGUUCAAGAUCUUGAGUUACGAAAGAGAUCAUCGACCACAUUUGGUUGGAGCCUCGGUGUUCAACGUGGACCAUGUUUACGUCCGCCUCAAGACGUUCAAGCAAGGGCUGCUACAAGGCAAUGCCGGACGUCUCCCAAAGCUGUACUUUGUCAAGGUGGACGUCCAAGCGUGUUUUGAUACCAUCCCGCAGAGGAAGCUGCUCGAGAUCCUGCGGAACAUCUUAUCCGAAGACAAGUAUCUCAUCCACAGAUAUGCCAAAGUCGCUCCGGAAGUGGGAAACGUCAAACGUACAUACAUGCAGACUGCUGUUCCCGGCUCCGAGUACCCGCAUUUCCUGCAAACUGCCGCCAAAUUAGCAAGUGUCUUGCACAAUACCAUUUUCGUAGACCAAGUCAGGUACUCUCAAACUCAGCGGCAAGAAAUCUUGCACCUUCUCGAAGAGCAUAUCGAGGAGAAUAUGGUCAAAAUCGGGAGUGACUACUAUCGACAGACUGUUGGAAUCCCCCAAGGAUCGAUCUUGUCCACCUUGUUAUGCUGCUUCUUCUACGGAGAUCUGGAAGGAAAGGUUCACGCAUUUAGCCAGGAUGAACGAAGUACUUUGCUGAGGCAAACGGACGACUAUCUGUUUAUCACGGCCGAUUUCGGCAAGGCGAGGCGGUUCCUGGAUGUGAUGAAUCGAGGUGAUUCACCUCAAUCUCUAGUGCUGAGCAUUGUUAAAAGAAAUGAAGGGCAUGCUGAAUACGGAUGCUUCAUCUCCCAAGACAAAACGCUGACAAAUUUCGACUACGACGGACAUCUCAACUCGAUUCCAUUGGCAAAAGGCUUUCCUUGGUGUGGCUAUGUCAUGGACACUCGAGACCUCUCGGUUUCCGUCGAAUACAGCCGGUACCACGAUUCUGAUUUGAAAGGGACAUUGACUGUGACCCGGGGACGGCGACCUGGCACUGCAUUCAAGCACAAGAUGCUUCUGCUCGCGAAAGCUCGCACUCAUGUCAUCUUCAAUGACUCGACGCUGAACAGUCAAACGGCGGUCCUAACUAAUAUCUACCAGAACUUUCUACUCUGUGCGCUGAAGAUGAACUCGUAUCUGAGCGAAUGGGGAAUCGAUGUGCGGAGGCACACGCCCUUCAUCUGGACAACGAUCCAGCAGAUGGUGUUCUACUCGUGGGCUGCCACCCGGAACAAGUCGACCACGCAAUUCGCAGCGGCACAUGGCGCACGGUGCGUGACACAGAAGGCAGCGGCAACCUGGCUGGGGAUGCACGCCUUCCACACCGUGCUAAUGCGCAAACCGACGAACUACGAGCCUCUUUUGAAACUCAUCCACGCGCAAUUGCACAGACCGCCUUACACGCGGUAUUCGCGCCGAUUCAGGUCAAUCACGCAGCAGGCUUUGAUGGAUCUGGCCCCUAUCUACGCCCGGCUAUAGCACGGGCCGGUUAAUCAGCAGUUACUUACGAUUUGAUGCAAGCAGAUCACGUCAUGCGUAUGAUCAGUGCACUGCUUUCAUGGCCCUGCUUGAAAAUCAUCACCAUGUCUAUCAUCGUCUUUCUUGCACUCAACAACCAUGUCCGAUUCCACAUUCUAUACCCUCAAGGCUCAGAAGAAGAACGAUGAAUUCUUUGACUUUGCUGAGCUUAAAGGCAAGACUGUCCUGAUCGUGAACGUUGCGUCUCAAUGUGGAUUCACACCCCAGUACAAGGGUCUCCAAGCCCUCUAUGAGAAGUACAAGGACCAGAACUUUACGAUCCUCGGUUUCCCCUGUAAUCAGUUCGGUGGCCAAGAACCCGGAACGGACGAGGAGAUCACGACUUUUUGCGAGCUUAACCACGGCGUCACCUUCCCUCUCAUGAAAAAGUCGGACGUGAAUGGAGACCAGACGAACGAGGUCUACAAAUGGCUCAAGGCUGAGAAAUCCGGGCUGUUGGGACUGUCCCGGAUCAAGUGGAACUUUGAGAAGUUUUUGAUCAACAAGGAGGGCAAGGUCGUGCAGCGAUGGGCGUCAACGACCACCCCCGCUGCCAUCGAUGCUGAGGUUGCGAAGAUCAUCUAAGCUGGAGUUUAUGUGAAUAGUCGAGAACCUGGGGGCUCCCGGGCAUCUCGGAGAAGUAUCUUCCAAUACAAAUCUAUGUACAUACCCAUCGCACAACGGACUCCAAUCAAGUCUUACAUGGACACCAGCAAGGAUUCUGCGCGAGUUGUUGAUCGAUGAUCGCGUGCAUCGGCUCAAUUCGGCAGUAGACACAGCACACCUUUCAAUCAACUUCGAUUCAACAGCGCGCCAGUCCGGGCGGCGUAUGUUGUCGCACACUCUCUUAACUCUAUCCACCACUCCCUACGCGUUCCACCUCGCACGUCUGUCUCUCCUUCACCUCACAUUCCUUUAGGAUGGCAUCCAAGCUUCUGCGGCGAAUUCCAAGCUCUCUGAAGCUACUCCUGAACAAUCCCACAGCCAGCGCACGCCCGACGAUCAGCCAGCUCCCGGAAGAUGUCAUGCUUGAAACAGCGAAACAUCUGUCCCGCGUGGACCUGCUCAAUCUCGCGCUCUGUAAUGCGCACUUCCUUUCCCUCUUCCUGCCGACGCUGUAUGCCUCGGUGGAUCUGCGCUCGAGCACUCAGUGCCAGCUGACGCUCAACUUUCUGAUGAAACAUCCCCACGUCGCGCGGUGCAUCAAGACGCUCGUCGUGCGGCCCAACUAUGAAGAGUGGGCGGGCGCGGACGCGCAGACGGGGAUGCGGGAUAUCGAGAGCUGGGUGGCGGUUACGAUCGAUCAGCUCGCACCCCAUUUGGUCAACUUGCGCAAGUUUAUAUGGGAUGGGACGGAGUUCGUCAAGUAUGAUCGUGUCUGGGUCUCGCUGCGUCAAUCAUGUCCUCAACUGCGGCAUGUGGGUGUUACUGUUGGCCUGGGGGAUUUUACCUUCCGCUCGCAGAAAGUUAUGCCCACCAACAGCUCUCUCUUUCUAUUCAAUGAUCUCCAAGGGUUCACUCUCAAAGUAAAGCAGCUGGUCGGCGGCGGCAUGCACCCUCCUUUCGAUGUCUUCCCUGACACUUUCUGGGAUAUGCUGCUUAACCGGUGUCCGAAUCUGCGGCAUCUUUCGAUAGACACGGUCAACGAGCGCUACAUCGACUUACGGCCACUCUUCCAAGGCAGAUGGCCUCAACUUCAACACUUGACUCUCGGGGACUUCGUCCUUCUUGACGCUUUUGCAACCGAGUCGGGCACCAAUCAUAAGAACAUGACGGACUUCUUGGCAUAUCAUCAGAACCUCGAAAGCGUUGUUCUCCAUCAGCUGGAGGGAUGGUACUUCCCCCUGUCAUUGAAUCUACCCCCCGCCGCAUUGCCGAAGCUCGAACAUUUCAGUGCCCACUUCCUGAUGGUCCGCCACAUGCCCAAUGUCGCGCAACUACAGAGUCUGGAGCUCACAAAUCAUGCACAUGGAGUGUACUUGAUGUCGGGUGCUCUGUGGGCCAUCUCUCAAUUUCCGUCGCUCUCCUCGCUCCGCAUUUGGAUUGAUUGUCAUGAUUCCGGCGACGCUGACGUAAACAACCAACACACGCAAUAUUUCACCGAUAUUCUCACAUCUGCACCUAAACUUCUUCAUUUGGAACUAUCCUGCUCGACGGAUCCUACGUUCCGAAUGACUGAGCUCUCCAAUGCACUCAAAAGCAUCACACACUGCCUGCGAUCGCUUGUAAUUACGCAAGUGAAGAAAACCGCGCGCGAAGGCGACAUGCUCAAGGAUGCUACGACGUUGUUUCGGGAGAACACGACACUCCUGCGGCUCCAGCUGCAAGACGCAGCCGCACGCUGGCGCCAUCCGCGGGACCUGCGACUCCAGAAAGUGGGCAUCUAUGAGAUGAUGGCGCCGGUCAUCUCCGCGCAGGAAAUUGGCUACAACCGACGCGGUCAACGUUUUUCGCGUUCUUCUCGCCACGUGGUGAAGCGAUGAACGCAUUCAAUUAAACCUUGAGCCCCUAUCCCAGCGCGUCACCAUCGAGCGUGUCAAUCGGUCAUGACGUACUAAUACCCCCCGAAUUACUUAAACUCCAUCCAAGCAUUGGGCACGCCAUGAACCCUACACCUUCCAGCGAACUUUCUGUUUACUUCGACGCCCCCAUCCUCAUCAUGGCCAGUAAGACCCCGACCGUUGAAACCCCUCCGCGCUUAGUCGAGUCUCCCGCCCACGAUCCCGAGUUGCUCCCCGCCACUGAACCAGGACCCGUCGGCAGCGAUGCGCCUGUUGACGCCAAGGCGCCCGUCACUGCACUGGAACCCGAGCAUACGACCGAGCACACUGAAGCACAUGACAUCGUCGAACCCCUGCCCGCGCGCACCUCCUCUCCUUCAUCCUCCUCGGCUAAUAAGGGUCACGUACGUGGCCAAUCUGGCGGCACAUCACCCUCCAUCGCCCCUCGCAGCGUGUUCACCAACGUGGAUGGCAACGCUGUGGCGGGCUCAACUUUCAUUGCUGGUGCUGGAACCACGGGUCCGCUCGCAACAGCCGAAGCGAAUGAGAGCUUGCACGCUCGGGAGGCAUCAGCGGAUGCCGCGUUGAGCGAGGACCAGAAGGCCAAGGUGGCUCGUAGCGGAUCGAAGAGCAAGAAACAGCUCACUAAGAUCAUCAAGGCUGAAGCAAAGACGGAAAAGAAGGCCUUGAAUACAUCCAUCAAGGAGCUUGCCGAACUGCAGAAGAUCCAAAAGACUGCAGCCAAGCGAGAAGAGAAGGCUCAAACGCUGUACAACAAGACUUUGACGACGUUCCAGAAGCACGAGGCCGCUUUCAUGGCUGCCCGAGCCAAGUUCGAGGCAUCGCAGGCACUGCUCACGUCGCACACGGAGGCGCUCGAUGUCACGAGGAACAAUGCACGGGAGGCGACUAGCAAUCUACAGGAGAAAUCUCAGGAGGUCGAUGGCCUGCGGAAGAUGUUUGAUGUUGAUGAGAAGGAACGGGAGGUGAAAAUUAUCGAGCUCACGGGGAAGCCAUCCAGCAAGUCGCGGUUGAGCACCAUUUUUGGUUAGGGUUUAUGAUUUUAUUCUUUGCGUUGUCUCUCUUUCUGGACGGAUGGGUGGAUAAUCAUGCAUCAUGGACGAUAAAUAUAUCCCAUAUACUCUAUUGUACACUGUAGUCCUCUGCGUCUCUAGGAGAACUCUCCGACCACAUCGCGUUCCAGAUCGAUGAUAAUCUCUUGCCUGUCUGGAUACAGCGC
This is a messenger RNA of Mycena citricolor, 7531 nucleotides long. NCBI's taxonomy places the organism in Eukaryota, Fungi, Basidiomycota, Agaricomycetes, Agaricales, Mycenaceae. The record is from the annotation of a GenBank genome assembly.